This is a messenger RNA of Poecile atricapillus (Black-capped chickadee), 3738 nucleotides long. RefSeq names its product probable G-protein coupled receptor. Gene Ontology annotation, biological process: G protein-coupled receptor signaling pathway. The coding region runs from base 1194 to 2423 and encodes 409 amino acids. The record is from RefSeq and is a predicted model, not a curated record. Gene Ontology annotation, molecular function: G protein-coupled receptor activity. NCBI's taxonomy places the organism in Eukaryota, Metazoa, Chordata, Aves, Passeriformes, Paridae. Gene Ontology annotation, cellular component: endosome; signaling receptor complex; plasma membrane. The transcript has a single exon.
GUGUCUUUGAGAGGCCAGCUGCUCUUGUCACCUUAGCAAGGCACACAGCUCAUGGGCACCCCGUGGCUUCAGAGCUACCAAGGAUGAGCAAGAUCUGCUGCCCUGCCUGGGGAUAGAGGAAUCCAUCCAUCCAUCCUGAGGGCGAGUGCUUCCUCUCCCUCUAGUGCCAUGCCUCAUGCCAUGCCUGCUGUCCUGCCCCAGCCUAGCACCUGUGCCAGGCCCUUCUCUGUGCUCACAUGUGCCCCUUGAGCGCAUGUCCAGGUGCUGAGGCUGCCAGGGAAGGGCAACUCCCAGCUGUGUUACCCUGUUGCCCCAUGAGCAUCCAUGUGCCAGUGGAGAUGAUUUGCGGCAGACCUGCCUGUGGCUCUGUCCCUUGAGCCCCAGGGACCUGAGCUGUUCCUGUGGAAGGAUCAGGCCUGGUGCAGUGGGUGACCAUUCUGGGGAGCACAGGGCUCAGGAACCCCGAUCUCCCCUUCCUAAGCCCCCGCCGGCUGCUAGGACCCAGCAGCUGUCCCCGUGGGACUGCCACGGGUGCAGGCAGUGCAGGCAGCGCUGGGAGUGACAGCUGGUGCCAUCCGCAGCUGGCAGGCUGCAGGCAAACAGGAUGACGAGCGGGUGACGGGAGCGGGGAAGGGGGAGCGUGGCCUCACACAGGGCCGGCAGCCCCACUUCUGCUGCGGGAGCAACACCAGCAAGCAGGACCCCAGUGAGGAGAGGAGCAUCACCCAUCUCUCCAGGAGCAAAGGUGCGCUGAAUCCCACCCACCUGGGGUUCCCCUGUGGCCAGAGCAAGAGGGUUGGGACAGGCAAGUUGUACUGUCUUUCCUCAGGACAUACUGGUGCCAGUGGAGAGGGGGGAUGGGGUGCCAGCCUGGCAUGGGUGCCACAGGACCAAGCAAUGCUAUCCCUGGCUAGGUUGGGGACAGCCUGGGUGCCUGCUCUGGGACAGCCAAGUGGCUAUGGCUUCACUGUCUAGCACUCCCUCCUCCAGCACCCUGGAAGUGUGCUGGUUGUCUCUGCGUUGCUCUGUGGCUCUUCCUCAUUUUGCUUCUUUCCCUUCACACCCAGCUCCUGAUCCCAACAGACAAGGAGAAGGUAGCAGCCAUGGUUGUGCUGGGGUUACCCUCUCUGGGACAAAGAAGAAGAGCCCUUGCUGCCCAGGCACCAGAGCUGCUGGCUUAGCCCUGGAGGGGGAUGGCAAGCCAGACAGGGUCAAACGCCACGGACAGCCUAGAGCUGCUCUCCCUCCCCAGGCACUCCACUGCCCAGGAGAUCUUGGGCCUCUUCUGCAUGAUCCUGCUCACCUUUACUGCCCUGGUGGCCAACAUCGUGGUUAUGGUCAUCAUCCUUAAAACACCCCUUUUCAGGAAGUUCAUCUUUGUCUGCCACCUCUGUGCAGUCAAUCUUCUCUCAGCCAUUUUCCUCAUGCCUCUGGGGAUCAUCUCCAGCUCCUCCUGUUUCAACUGGGUGAUCUACAGCAUUGCUGAGUGCAAGGCCGUGAUAUUCCUGAAUAUCUGCUUCAUCAGUGCCUCCAUUCUCACAAUCUCUAUCAUCAGCGUGGAGCGGUACUACUACAUCGUCCACCCCUUGAGGUAUGAGGUCAAGAUGACCAUCAGGCUGGCGGUGGCUGGAGUGAUUUUCAUUUGGGUCAAGUCUGUUCUCAUCACUGUCUUGGCACUAGUGGCAUGGCCUCAUGGCAAUGGUGCCACCAGUGCCAGCCGCUGCACAGUCUACUGGAGCCCUGGGGCCCACAAGAAGGUUUUUGUGAUCCUCUUCAGCAUCACCUGCUUUAUUCUGCCCACCAUCAUUAUCCUCACUGUCUACUCCAGCAUCUACCGUGUGGCCCGGACUGCGUCCCUGCAGCAGGCACCUGUGCCGGCACAGGCAGUUGCACCCAGACACCGACGUGACUCCAUCGCCAGCCAAGUGACCAUCCUCACUGCCAGGAUCCUGAUGCUGCCCAGGUUGAUCCCAGAUCGCCUUCUGGGAAGCAACAAGGCCAUCCUCACCUUGGUCCUCAUUGUGGGACAGUUCUUGUGCUGCUGUCUGCCUUUCUUUGCUUUCCACUUGCAUUCCUCUGUCAUUGUUGGCACUGUGGGUGGUGGGCACGGGGAGAUGGUGGUCACCUGGAUUGCCUACUCCUCCUUUGCCAUUAAUCCUUUCUUCUACGGGCUGCUGAACCGUCAAAUCCGUGAGGAGCUGGCCCGCCUCCGGCGCAGCUGUCUUAACCGUCCCCUGGGUCAGGAGCUCUGUCUUUCCAUCUCAGAGACUUCUGUUCAGGAAAACUUCUUGCAGUUCCUCCAGAGAGCAACUUGGACACUGGAGAUGCACACCAGCUGCGUCAGUCCCAGCCCCAGGAACAGGCUGGACCACACCACAACAGGCUUCCCCACCCCAGGUCAAGUUCCUGAAGAGAGCAGCUGAGAAGAAGGCUCUGCCCCACUGUUCUGGGCAGGAGACCUGCCAGGGACCCAUCAGACCUACUAGGACCCAACCCCUUGGAUUUGGAGGAGUCCUUGUUCAGGUUUUGCCUGUUUUUUGAGCUUAUGGUGGAAGAUGGUUUCUCUGCUGGGAGAAGGUAGCAAUUCUGGGGAAGUCACAUCUCUGUUCUGCAGGAUGGAAUUUUCUCUGGCUCCACCAGCACAGCCCAGUUCCAGGGGCUGGCUCUCCUCAAGACAUGGAAGGUCAAGGGGGUCCUGCGCAGGGGCAGGGGACAGGACACCUCCAUCUCCAUUGCACCAGUGAGAGCACUCCUGGCCAGUGGGGAAGAGCAGAUGUCCCUUGCACCCUAUCCAGGAGCAAUGUUCCAGCUAAUGCCACUAACACCAGUAACAUCAGGACCCUGAGCCCCCUGCUGAGCCUGGAUGGCAGACACAGAGACCUCCAUCCCUGGCUGUUUAACCCAAAACUAAUGCCUGUGUGGAGGAGCUCCUGCUCCCUGUGACACUGAUCAGGGGGACACACCCACAGGGCUGGCUCUGGCUGUGUCACUGUUUGUCCUGCUGGCAUGGCAGCAUGCAAUGCCUGUGGCCAUGCCUGGCCAUGCCCUCUGUCCCCUCAGCUGGCAGUGAUCAUCCCCCUGGGGGGGAACUGGAAAUCUGGAGGUCCAUGUUGAGCUGUUUAUGGACACAGCUGCCCGGUUUGAAGCCCUGGUCAGCAGUGCCAUGUGCCAGUGGAUGUGGGCUGCUGGCCAAGGGCAUGCUGGGCUGGACAUGGUGAUACAGGGUGGUGGGGGGUGGCUGUGUGGGGUGACACAGGGCAGCAGCAGCCAGAGGGGACCAGGAGCUGUUGUUCCUCUUCAGUCUCAUUGCUUUUGAAGGGCUUGGGGACACUCUUAUGGGGUCCCCACUAGAAAGGGGACUGGAACCUUUUGGGGAAUGCUGCAGGGAUACAUUACCCUCAGCCCACCCACAGAAGUCCCAUGGAUGGUGUUGGCAUGGUGGGUUGGAGAUGUCCCUACUCCAGUAGUAACUGCAGGCCUGAGGGAAGACUGCCCUAUGGCCUCUCUAACUGCCCCAUGGCAGCGAGGGUCUGCAGGAAGACCCCCAGAGAGAUGGGGCUGAAGGCCAGCAUCCCCCACCCUGGACACAGGGAUGCUCUUUCAGCCACCACCCAAGUACCCAGGAGCUCGGGUCACCCCUGCUCUGGGGGAAGUCUCCACCCAGAGUGGGGAAUAUUAUUAUUAUUGUUAUUUUCUUGUAAAUUUUAUCUUUUUAUUAAACCAUUGAUAAGUUACAAA